GUUCCAUAUACAACUGAGUCAACACGUCGUAAUAAUAGCCAGUUGCAUUUAUACACUGCUGUACUUCUGUACACUUAAAAAUGUCAGACACGCAAGAAGAAAGCGACUUAUUAGCUGGACAUCCGCCUGCUGUUAAGGCCGGGGGAAUGCGAAUUGUCCAACACAAGCAUGAGAAGGCUGAUUCCUCCCAGUCUAGAGAGGAGAAGCAAGAACAGGCGGAGGAAUUCGGAACGGUGGAUGUGAAGGCAGACAAACACCACCAGUCCAUUCUUUUAUCCGGGGCUGUUACCAAGGGUGACAAGGACUUUCCUGUGGAGGCUGUGAAGAGUUACCACGAUAAACCACUGCCGACCCAUGAUAAUAGGCCACCCACCAAGCACCACUCAAUCCAGCAGCCCAGGUGAACACACCCAGUGACCUCCGUGCCAGCGGGCUGGGCAUGAGAAAUGGACCACACAGAUUUUAGAAGGAAUAUUCUUUGUUUCUUGAUUAGCCCAAAUGGAGCAUGCUUCAUUGAGAAUUGUUACUUGUUUAAGACAAAAGUGCUACGCAAUUUUUCUAAAAGAAAAAAUAAAUGAAUUUAUUAAACCUGCUUUGAUAUCUUGAAUUACCUUUUGUUAAGCUUUUUUUUUUCUAUUCGACAAGAUAUGUCACUAUUGAUAUACUAUGUGUCUCAUUAGAUCAAGAUAGUGUUGUUUUAGAAGAAGGUGUAGGGUUUUAUAGUGUUCAUCUCUUCGAUGUUUAUAUGUUUUGAUUUUGCGACGAAAAAGGCUGAUUUAAAAGGAAAUGAUUACCUGGACAUAUGAUUAAUGAUAAUGAUGUGCAAAUUGAAUAAUUGAUUCACAAUUUAACAAUCAAAGAACGUGGACACAAUAUAAUAUAUAUUGUUCCAAUGAGAUAAAAGAAAUCAAAAAAUCAUCUUUAUUAAACAUUAUUAAUAAGCUAUAUUUAAAACGGUAUCAAGUAUAUUUUUCUAAUAACAGAUUGUCUCAGCAUUCCCGACAUUGUUUUAACGAGGUUGUUGUUUUUUUUUUAAAAUAUAUAUAGUCUCAUUAUGUCUAUGUUGUACAAAAUUAGUGUAGCUCUACAGCAUCUUUAUCUGCAUAUGUUACAAGCAACCAUGUUUUUUUUUGGGGAGGAUUUUUAUGGGGGUAGUGGGGGUUAGGAAACAUUUUUUGUGCUUCAUUAUCUGUGAUUAGAUGUUAGUGAAUGGUAAACAUAUGAUCAUGUCAAAACUUAUUUUUUGUCAAAUAUGAUUGUGUAGCUUUUGGGAGAGGAAUUUGUAAAUCAGGAAUUGUGAAGGUUUAUUACAUCAACUACAUGCACAACAAUAUACAUUUGAAAUAAAAUGGUCCACAUUUAUGAACUGAAAA
Messenger RNA from Ostrea edulis (European flat oyster), 1373 nucleotides. RefSeq names its product death-associated protein 1-like. The transcript has 4 exons. Gene Ontology annotation, molecular function: death domain binding. Bases 81 to 404 code for a protein of 107 amino acids. The record is from RefSeq and is a predicted model, not a curated record. NCBI's taxonomy places the organism in Eukaryota, Metazoa, Mollusca, Bivalvia, Ostreida, Ostreidae. Gene Ontology annotation, biological process: cellular response to amino acid starvation; negative regulation of autophagy; apoptotic signaling pathway.